CUAUUCUGUUAACCCCUGACCUGCCAUUGCCCGCAGAAUGCCCAGAUCCGUCAGGAUUUUCUUGAUUUUCGGCACGGGAUUUCUAGCCGUUUGUAGCAUCUUAGGCGUGAGAUAGUUCCUUAAACUGGACACAGAGAAUCUUAAAGACAUGGCGGACGUAUCUGCGGGAACCUCGAGACAGAAAACCACACAAGACUCGGAACAAACGUCGAAUAUUUUCCAAGGCGGGCAAAACAAAGACGAUGUUUCGACGACUCAGAAACGGCCGUCUUCUGAAGAAACUGUAGCCGGGACGUCUUCCAGUUCGUCUGAGAAGACAGAAGGAGAACCUUCGGCAAAGAAACUAGCGCUAGAACGGGUGGGGAGCGUCGAGGAAGGAGAGACAAGAAAGACAAAGAUGGAACAACUGGAAGAGGAGAGACAGAAAAUGCAGGUCCUUGUUGCAUCCUUCUCAGAAGAACAACUGAACCGCUACGAGAUGUUCAGAAGAUCAGCGUUUCCCAAGGCUUCUAUCAAGAGGAUCAUGCAGCAGAUGACAGGUACCAGUGUGUCCCAGAAUGUGGUCAUCGCCAUGGCUGGCAUCUCCAAGGUGUUUGUAGGAGAGGUUGUAGAAGAAGCCCUGGAUGUGAUGGAGAAGUCAGGUGAUUCAGGACCGCUCCAGCCCAAACACAUCCGAGAAGCCGUCAGGAGACUCAGACUUAAGGACCAAGUACCUUCCACAAAGUUUAAGAAAACGCUGUUCCGUUGAUCUUAAGAAGAUAGUUCUUCUUUCAGUUGUUUAAUCUUGCUUUUACACGAAAGUUUCAGUUUAAUGUAUUAUAAAUGUAUAUAAAUAUGAAAUACAAUAUGGUGUAUUCUUAUCAUGCAAGAUAACAGAUAACAACUGUGAGUAGGAUCACACAUAGGCCAGAGGGUUAUCGUACCCAUAGGAGGGCUGGGACCAAGGGUGAUGUGGAAUACACCGUGUUGUAUCUUAUUUAUGUCUUAUCCAUCCGAGAAAACAGAUGUUUCAAUGAGAAAUGUGCCAGAAGUUGUGAAAAUUUUGUGUCCUCAAAUAAAAGUUGUAACAACAGCAAUUCCAACGUCCAUAUCCAGUAUUGGAAUUGUGCCCUCAAAGUGCGUUGAAAUUAUUCUUUGGGAGCCUGUGUGAUAACAGUAGAACCCCGAGUGAUAACCCAAGUUAUCACCCAGUCCAGAACACUCAUAUGAAAUGUUAUCACGGCCUAGGUAUGACAUAAAUGAGAUUAUGUAUAAUUGUGGCAAGCUCUGUCUAACAAGACUUUUAAAAAAAAGUUUGGAUAAUUGUGUUUUUUGGGGGUCAAAGUCUUUUGUUGAAACACUUUUAUCAUAAAAGAUUGUAUGGAAGGUUCCUCUUUUCAAGUUUUAAGAUGAACACAUUUUGAAAUUGGUAAGGUAUGGAUAAUAAAGAAUCUUUUGUUAUCUUUUUCAGGAGAGAAAUGACUGGUUCCUCUUCUAACUGGUAGGUAGUGCUGCAGUGAGAAGAAUAUGGUCCCAAAUGUGACUAAGUUUGUAUCCCCCCUCAUCAUGGUUGAUGAAUGGAGUAGAUAAGUCACAUGUUGGGUUGCAGUCUUUUCACUAUAGCGCCACCUAUCAGUUGGAAGUAGAACUUGUCAUUAUUACCUUUUUGGUGGCACAGCAAAGAAUUGUAUUGACUUGAAAGUCAUUUUCUGUUGGUAAAAGUCAUUUAACAUACUUACAUUUACAGUAAAUAGUAAAAGAUGGAUAAAUACGCAUAAUACAAGAAGACAGACAAGUCAAACCUGUACAAGUGACAACCACUAUAUAAGGAUUUGUUGGUUUACCGCUUUUGCAUUAGGAAUUCUGCAUAUAGUGGCAGUUUUGCCUGCUUAGUUGCCUUGGCCAGAGCCCUUGUCAUUACCAUACAACAAAUAAAGAAAGAUGUCGUAGAGA
Branchiostoma floridae (Florida lancelet) is the source of this 1932-nucleotide messenger RNA. RefSeq names its product transcription initiation factor TFIID subunit 11-like. The coding region runs from base 149 to 748 and encodes 199 amino acids. The transcript has 4 exons. Gene Ontology annotation, molecular function: protein heterodimerization activity; transcription coactivator activity. Gene Ontology annotation, biological process: transcription initiation at RNA polymerase II promoter; RNA polymerase II preinitiation complex assembly. NCBI's taxonomy places the organism in Eukaryota, Metazoa, Chordata, Leptocardii, Amphioxiformes, Branchiostomatidae. Gene Ontology annotation, cellular component: transcription factor TFIID complex; nucleus. The record is from RefSeq and is a predicted model, not a curated record.